GUCACCACCAUCCUCUCCUCCUCCUCCUCCUCCUCCUCCUCCUCACUCAAGUGAGCUCGAGUCGGCACUGCACUCUCUCCCAGCUCCAGAUCGAUCGAUCGCCGAGCAUACUCGGCUUCUUGAUCGAUCGUUUGUUGUCUAGCCUAGCAUACCCUGCUUCUUGGUCGAGUCGUCGAUCAUGGUGCAGCCGGUGUUCGACGCGGCGGUGCUGAGCGGCCGGGCGGACAUCCCGUCGCAGUUCAUCUGGCCCGAGGGCGAGAGCCCGACCCCGGACGCCGCCGAGGAGCUGCACGUCCCGCUCAUCGACAUCGGCGGCAUGCUCUCCGGCGACGCCGCCGCGGCCGCCGAGGUGACGCGCCUCGUGGGCGAGGCCUGCGAGCGGCACGGCUUCUUCCAGGUCGUCAACCACGGCAUCGACGCCGAGCUGCUGGCGGACGCGCACCGCUGCGUGGACGCCUUCUUCACCAUGCCCCUCCCGGAGAAGCAGCGCGCGCUGCGCCGCCCCGGCGAGUCCUGCGGCUACGCCAGCAGCUUCACCGGCCGGUUCGCCUCCAAGCUGCCCUGGAAGGAGACGCUGUCCUUCCGCUCCUGCCCCUCCGACCCCGCCCUCGUCGUCGACUACAUCGUCGCCACCCUCGGCGAGGACCACCGCCGCCUCGGGGAGGUGUACGCCCGGUACUGCUCGGAGAUGAGCCGGCUGUCGCUGGAGAUCAUGGAGGUGCUCGGGGAGAGCCUGGGCGUCGGCCGCGCACACUACCGGCGCUUCUUCGAGGGCAACGACUCCAUCAUGCGCCUCAACUACUACCCGCCGUGCCAGCGGCCGAUGGAGACGCUGGGGACGGGCCCGCAUUGCGACCCGACGUCGCUGACCAUCCUCCACCAGGACAACGUCGGCGGGCUGCAGGUGCACACGGAGGGCCGGUGGCGUUCCAUCCGGCCGCGGGCCGACGCCUUCGUCGUCAACAUCGGCGACACCUUCAUGGCGCUCUCAAACGGGCGGUACAAGAGUUGUCUCCACCGCGCUGUCGUGAACAGCAAGGUCCCGAGGAAGUCGCUGGCCUUCUUCCUGUGCCCGGAGAUGGACAAGGUGGUGGCGCCGCCGGGGACGCUGGUGGACGCCGCCAACCCGCGCGCCUACCCGGACUUCACGUGGCGGUCGCUGCUCGACUUCACGCAGAAGCACUACCGCGCCGACAUGAAGACCCUCGAGGUGUUCUCCUCCUGGAUCGUCCAGCAGCAGCAGGGCCAGCUCGCCCUCCAGCCCCAGCCCGCCAGGACAUGAUGGAUUGAACGUACCAGACAGAGGUCGGAGCUCUCUGCUCUGCUCUGCUCCUCCCACCAUUAGCCAGCCAUUGAUUCAGCUUAGCUGCUGAGACUGAGAAAAGAGAAAAAUCAUCCGUCGAUCGAAUGUUAUUAUUAUUACAGCUUACUUAAUUGGUUGAUCUAGUUGUAGCACGUACUACGUACGAAGAAGCAUGGACGGAUGGCAAGAUUUCCUAGA
Molecule: messenger RNA, 1501 nt
Organism: Triticum dicoccoides
Lineage: Eukaryota; Viridiplantae; Streptophyta; Magnoliopsida; Poales; Poaceae
Product: gibberellin 20 oxidase 1-A-like
Exons: 2
Coding region: 179-1282 (367 amino acids)
Source: RefSeq, a predicted model, not a curated record